GCUAAAAGAUUCGAGAACUCUUUGCACGAUUGUGAUAAGAAGCGAGUGAACGUAGUUAUCUCUGAAAAUCAAGCAGUGAUUCAUCAAGCGAAGUGUUGCGUUUAUAAUACGCGUUGUUCUCAUCCAUUCUAAUCUAGAAUCAGAAUCUCGGAUCAUUUCUUGUGUGUUCUUGCUCCGUUCGGCACAUUUCGGUAUCCUUGUUUUUUUGCUAAUUCGGUUGGGAUUAGGGAUAUUAUCUUGACAAUUAUGGCUUCAAAAGAAAAUUUGGGCUCGGAGAAGAAAUAUGACAAAAAUGAUCCUUCAACAUGGUCUCCAUGCAAAGGAGGACGAUUUUGCCUGGAUGAUUUCGAGAUUGGUCGACCUUUGGGGAAAGGCAAAUUCGGUUCUGUAUAUUUGGCUCGCGUCAAAGAAAACCAUUUCAUCGUUGCCUUGAAGGUGCUUUUUAAAAGUCAGUUAGUCAAAAGUAAUGUUGAGCACCAACUAAGAAGGGAGAUCGAGAUACAAGGACAUCUGAGGCAUCCGAACAUACUUCGCAUGUACACCUAUUUUUGGGACGAGAAACGUAUUUACUUAGUGUUGGAGUAUGCACAGGGUGGUGAAAUGUACAAGUUGUUGAAGAAAAAAGGACGUUUCAACGAAACGACGACUGCUGUGUUCAUGUUUCAAAUGGCUGAUGCUUUGAACUACUGUCAUGAGAAGAAUGUGAUUCAUAGAGACAUCAAGCCGGAAAAUCUCCUAAUUGGGCAUGAUGGUCAACUAAAAAUUGCUGAUUUUGGUUGGAGUGUUCAUGCACCGAAUAAAACGCGCAAGACUAUGUGUGGAACGUUAGAUUAUCUCCCACCAGAGAUGGUUACCGGGGAGCAGCACAAGGAAUAUGUAGAUAUCUGGUCUCUUGGAGUUCUAUGUUACGAAUUCCUUGUUGGAACGCCUCCAUUCGAGCAUGAUGAUACUUCGCAGACGUAUUCUGCUAUCAGAAAUGUUCGGUACAAAUUUCCAACGUAUGUGUCUAGUGGAGCUCGUGAUCUUAUUACUCGCCUGUUGCAGCGUGAUCCCAAGGCAAGGCUGUCAUUGUCUCAGGUGAUGGAGCACGAUUGGAUCCAACUUCAUCUACGAAAACGAGAAUCAGCUGUAAGCAAUAAGAGAGACCUUAGACAGCACUCGAGCACUGGGCUGAUGUAAUCUCGUGUACAUAUUCUUCCAAGCAUUGUCUUUCUUAUAAACAUUUUCGUGACAUAUAUCUCCGGUCUUCUGAAGUUUUUAUUAUUAGGCAAGGCCAUCUUUGAUACCAUUUUAGUUUCUGAUGAAGUCAUAUCAUACUCAUAAUAUACGUGCUUUAAUCGCUUUCUAGAUAAGUCCACUUACGCGAAGGUCUGUUUUUCCCAGAAAUUUAAUAAUCAACAUCAUUUUUUCUUUCUAUGUCUUGCUUUGAUAUGCUUCCCUCCUGAAAAAGAAAGAAUUGACGGGCAUACAUGGUACCGAUAUAUGUGUACGAGCCUGUUGUUACGGAAAUUUAUUCAAAAUUUUCACUCAUGAAGCUCUAGUUUAGCCUUUGGUCAAUUAUUGCUGUUCUUCAUACGACAUUUAACCUGGCUUUGUCACAAAAAUCAUAAUCUUUUCAUAUUUUUUUGUAUCUUUCGUUUCAUUCUGUCUGCAUUAGUGAUAUUUAUGUGUCAAUCACUUUGUUUUUCUACUGAGAGUGCACUUUUCCCGACAAUGAAGCUUGCCU
This is a messenger RNA of Cylicocyclus nassatus, 1726 nucleotides long. The record is from the annotation of a GenBank genome assembly. NCBI's taxonomy places the organism in Eukaryota, Metazoa, Nematoda, Chromadorea, Rhabditida, Strongylidae.